CCGAGGCGGCGCAGGGAGCGGAGCGGGGCGCGGGCGGAUCCCGGGGCAGAGUGAAGACUGGAACGACUGGAGGGAGGUGCAUAGCUGCAGCUCAAAGAAAAUGAAUGGCACACUGGAUCACCCAGACCAACCUGAUCUAGAUGCUAUCAAAAUGUUUGUGGGUCAAGUCCCACGGAGCUGGUGUGAGAAGGAUCUAAGAGAACUUUUUGAACAGUAUGGUGCUGUCUACGAAAUCAAUGUCUUGCGGGACAGGAGCCAAAACCCUCCUCAAAGCAAAGGGUGCUGUUUUGUUACAUUUUAUACCCGUAAAGCUGCACUAGAAGCACAGAAUGCUCUUCACAACAUGAAGAUCCUCCCAGGGAUGCACCAUCCUAUCCAGAUGAAACCAGCUGAUAGUGAAAAGAGUAAUGCAGUAGAAGAUAGGAAGUUGUUUAUUGGAAUGAUAUCCAAGAAGUGCAAUGAAAACGAUAUUCGAGUGAUGUUCUCCCCCUUUGGGCAGAUUGAAGAAUGCAGGAUAUUACGGGGCCCGGAUGGCCUGAGCCGAGGUUGUGCAUUUGUGACUUUUACAACAAGAGCCAUGGCACAAACAGCAAUCAAAGCAAUGCACCAAGCACAAACCAUGGAGGGUUGCUCUUCUCCCAUUGUUGUAAAAUUUGCAGACACGCAGAAGGACAAAGAGCAGAAACGAAUUGCUCAGCAACUUCAGCAACAAAUGCAACAGAUCAGUGCUGCCUCAAUAUGGGGAAACCUGGCUGGUCUCAACACACUUGGACCCCAGUACUUAGCACUUUAUUUGCAGCUCCUUCAGCAGACAGCAGCUGCUUCAUCUGGGAACCUGAACACACUGAGCAGCCUCCACCCAAUGGGAGGACUGAAUGCGAUGCAGUUACAGAACCUGGCAGCGUUGGCAGCUGCAGCCAGUGCAGCUCAGAACACACCAAGUGGCACCGCUGCUCUCACCUCCUCCAGCAGCCCCCUGAGUGUGCUCACCAGCUCAGCAGGUUCCUCACCUAGUUCCAGUAGCAGCUCCUCUGUUAAUCCAAUGGCUUCUCUUGGAGCACUGCAGACGCUGGCAGGUGCUACAGCUGGCCUCAACGUUAGCUCUUUAGCAGGAAUGGCAGCCUUAAAUGGAGGACUUGGCAGUGGUGGUCUCUCAAAUGGGACAGGUAGCACAAUGGAAGCCCUCACACAAGCUUAUUCUGGAAUCCAGCAAUAUGCUGCUGCUGCACUGCCCACACUCUAUAACCAGAGUCUCUUAACACAGCAGAGUAUUGGUGCAGCAGGAAGUCAAAAAGAAGGUCCAGAGGGAGCCAAUCUGUUUAUCUACCAUCUUCCCCAAGAGUUUGGGGAUCAAGAUCUGCUGCAGAUGUUCAUGCCAUUUGGAAAUGUCGUCUCUGCCAAGGUUUUCAUUGACAAGCAGACCAAUUUAAGCAAGUGUUUUGGUUUUGUAAGUUACGACAAUCCUGUCUCUGCGCAGGCUGCCAUUCAGUCAAUGAACGGCUUCCAGAUCGGCAUGAAGCGGCUGAAAGUACAGCUCAAGCGCUCCAAGAACGACAGCAAGCCAUACUGAGCACCCCUCCCCUCUGGGACUGGAGUGAGAAGGAUCUUCUGGUUUUGUGGAAAGAUAGAGGCAGCUAAGUCUGGAUGAAUACAUCUGUGUCUGGAAACAAGAAACUUUAGAUCCCUGGUAACCUGCAGAAAUUUUUGACAAUUUUUUCUUCGUAACAGUUGAUCACUGUCCCCAUUUCUGUGGAAUAAUGUCCUUUAUUUGCAGAGAUUGCUAUGAAUUCCUUUUCAUAAGCAUAAUGUAAGUGCUGAUUGUUUAUUGAAAUUAUAAUUUCCUGUUUUGUUUGGGUUUUUUGUUGGUUUUUUUUAAUGAACAAAACUCAUGCAGUGACUUGGUCUAGUAAAUAGGUGUAUCUCUCUACUGCAGUUUUCCUUUAAGGUGGUGUGUACCUAGUGCAAAACAGGCCAAACCAGGAGCUGCGGAACCAGAGUAUUGAGCCAUUCAGUCUUUUAAUGCCUUUUGGUACAAGCUGUUAUUUUUUAUAUUGAAGGAAGAUUGAACACACCCCUUAACUGAACACACACUUUUUCUGCACACCAGUGAAAUUGCUAGUGCAUUGCUAAGGGCCUUUGAUAUUCACUGGUUUUAGGGGGCUCAAAGGACUUUUGACACUCUGGCCUGAGCUGUUUCAAGAAAUCAGUGUAGAGUUCCAUUUUAUAACCACCAAAAUCCACCUCUGUCGCAAGAGGAAGUUUACAAUUUCUGUGUCUUUAACGGAAGUUUGAUUUACCUCAUAGUAUCUCCUUUUCCUUGUUUUCUUUGUAUUCCUGGGUUGUAAGGCUGUUUCCCAGGGCUCCAACUAACACUGCAGUCUGGGAGCCAGCUGCUAAAUGAUGUGUGUGGGUCAGAUGUGGGGUCAGGACUUUGUGUUCUACUCCAGCAGGAGGAGCACUAAACCCAUCAAACGUGAGAUCUCGGUCAGAGUCCCCACUUGUGUGUGGUGAUCUGUUGGGAAUGUUGGGCAUUUCCAGGGACUGGGCCCCCUGGGAUCUCAAACCUCAGAAUUACAAGGCCUGAUAUGUAACAUCCAAGGGGAGCCCUUUCCAGUUCUUAGAUUGAAAAUAAAACAGUGGAUGUCAGUCUGUCCAUAUUGAUGGCAGACAGGUAAAUCUGUCAGUAUUAUUUAAAUAAUUUUGUGGUGGCAAAGUUUCAAAGGCCAGAUUGCCAAAUUUCCCAGUUAUGCUGGCAUGUGGUACCCUUCUAUGUUAAUUAUUUGAAUCUCUCUAGAGACGUAAACAUACACUGAAGUGAACCAUGUACACUUGAAUUCUGCACCAUAGGAAAGAUGUGUCCUGGUUUUCUGAGAAAAGAGUGUUGGAGUGUGAAGGCCUCCAGGGUGAUGAUGGGAUUUUUUUUUUAUAUAUAUAUAUAUAAAUUAUAUACUUUUCAAAAAAAAGGAAAAAAGAAAAAAAAACAUAAAAAACGUAGUUGGGAGCAACUGCUCCAAGUGUAACCUGCUGUAACCAAGAAUGUUGUUUCUAUUUUUAUAGAAGUUUUAUACCGCUCCGGGGUGGAGAAUAUUUAUUACCUAAAUUAUUUCACUGGAAAAAAAGGCCAGGGUUUUGUAGAAUCCUGAAUGUGAUUGUUUUACACACAUAAUGAUGUGCAUGAUUGACACUACUGAUUUUCAGUGGCCUGUUUGCAGCCCAACAACUGCUAAACGAGGAAGAUGAAUGCUGUGAACCAGUGGAGGAGAGCACUGUGCUCUGGGGUCUCUACAGUCACUCUUACCUUCUUUGCACCCUACCCCACUGUUACUAUCCAAGAUCUUUGUCCUGUUUUUCUUUUAACCUGAUGCUCUGGCCUCUUUAUUAGUCAUUUCAAUUGCCCAAAAUUAGAUAUUUUAGCUUCUUCAUCCUAUAGUGUGUCCUCAAUACUGUAACUUACAGAUCAAGCUUGGCAUUGUUGCAAAUAGGUGUGACUCCUAUUAACUUUAGGAGAUUGUCCAGUUUACACUGUGGCUUAGUUUGAUCAGUGACUCCUCCCAGACAUAAUUACCUUAAGACACCUAACUUGGGCUAGUUCUUGUGCCUUACUGGCGUAACUAUAAGUAUUGCCAAAAAGAAAAAGAAAAUAAAUCUAUGCAGGUUAAAUUUUAAAAGAUGUGCUCCUCAGAGGGUUUGAAUCAAUGCAGUUCAGCUCUUUGAAUGCAGUAGAGCUGCAUCAGUUUUCACCAGCUGAAGAUGUUGCCCUUUUUGUGUAUUUGUUUCAGAUUUCCCUUUCUUGGUGUAUCAAUGUGUAUGUUGCCAAAGUUAAUAAAUGUAUCAAGUUUGUGACUUGGGCAGAUUUUUUUUCUGAUAACAAAACUGAACAGAUAAAGUCAACAUUUCUGUGUCUGAUUUGUGGCUGCCACUGAUUGUGGGGAUUUAGGCUGCUCUUGCCUUUCCGUCUUAAGCCAGUUUUCUUCCUCAGUUACUGGCAGGAAAGUCUGGGAUUCUGGGGACUUGGGACUUUUAAAUUUUUAGUUCAUAUCAUGCUCUCAUUCAAGUGCAAAUCAAAUCAGUGUAAAAUGCUCUUAUUUCCUGGAUAGUAAUAUAAGAGUUGGGGGAGUUCAAAUAAACUGCAGAAGGUUGGCUAAAGCAACCACAUGAACAAAGUAUGCUGUAUGCUUAAAACCAAAGAACCUGAUUUUCUACAAGAAAACUAAAAGAAUUUCUGAUUAAAAAGAAUUCCUUAUUUACAUGUGCCACCAGGAAAUACUUAAGAUAUUUUCAGUUUACAAGGUGGAAAUGUUCUACUUCAUAGAUUUAUUCUUUUUCUCAGGAGAUAUUUGAUUUUACUGCAGUAAUAAGGUGUAAGAAUUAUGAACUUUGUCUGAUACUGCUUAAUAUCAAUACUAUAGUAAAUGAAAUAGUUUCUUCAAUCCCCUAGAUAAUCAACAGUCCAAAACAGGAUAGCUCUUUGUAAUUUAGCUUUUUUUUAAUACAAAGCUGGCAUUAUUUAAAAAUUCCAGCUCAGAAAAAUCUCACUGGCAAGUGCAUCUACCAGGAAAAAGCUUUUCACCUGAAUACUGAAACUCACAUAUUAUGGUAAUUCUGUCAUGCAAGCUGAAUCUAACUGGACUGGUAAUGGCUGUGGAUUAGGGAAGAACAACAAAGCAGAAUGAAGUUGUUGCUAUUUUAUUUGGAAAUUCCUAAAAACAACCUGGAUAAAUCAAGUUGCAGACAUUUAAACCUAAAGAGGAUUGAUAUUCCUAACAUACCUGCCACAAAAUAUAAAACACAGAAAGCAGAAUUGUCACUAUUGUGAGAAUAAAACAAGGACAAACUCUCCAAGUCAUCAAGACCUUGUCCAGCAUCUCAUGGUUCUGUUUUUAUAGGCCAGUCUUUCCACAGGUCUUUGAUAAAACUCAGUCUUCGCCCUCAACAUAGCUGAGUGAAAUAUUUGAAAAAUCCAUAUCAAGAAAAUGCCCAGACAAAUCACACAGAGGAUUUCAGUGGUGCAUGCUAAGAUGUCACUUGACUUCAUGCCUCUUGUUUCUCAUGCCUCAGUUCAUGAUGAAUUUGCUUUUCUGGUUUAAGAGUGAAAUCUUGCAUCUAUCUUCAAAUUAUCUAGAGUAUUUCCUGAAAUACAAAAAUAAGUGCAAGAGUUACAUUGUAUUCUGUUUGCUGGAGUUUUUUAAACUCGGUUUAAAGUCCUUUCCCUUUAUUGGAAAACAUGAAAAGCAAAUUAAUGUCAGCAGUUCUAAUAAGAGGAGUGUUGCUGAUUUAGUAGACAGUGUGUUUCUCGUUGCUUUGGAAUGAGAAUGCAACACUUGCUAUUUUCAAAUUAUGUUAAAUAAUAUGUAAAUCUCACCUUGUUCUAGUGUGUAACCAGAAGCUUUGAGAUGUGCUGAAGAUUAAGGCCACAAAAGGAGCUAAAGGGGAGUUGAGGGUGUGGGGAGGCAGGAUAAGAAAACAAGCCGCUUCCUCCCUCUUCUGCCUCCCACUCUCAGCCCAAAAUGUUCCUUGUCUCUUGCAGCUCACAAGCUGAAGGGAGGGAACAGAAGUAUUUAUGUCACUUAAUAUAAGAAUUAUUUUUUUAUAAACGCUUCAAGAAAAUUUCAGGAAACACAUUUUUUUCUGCUCAUCAAACUGGCAACAGUGACUGUAGAGUGACUUCUCAGAGCCCAGAAUCUCCUCCUCAUGAAGCCAGGGAGCUGAAGGCUGUUACAUAAAAGGUUGGGAAUGGAAAAUCCCUGUGCAGGUCUAAUGGUAUGACAAGUGCUCAGCUAGGACAAGUCUUAACUUGCAGUCAAGUCUUAAGGAAUUCUUCUCUGAUGUGUGGGCUUUUUGUCUUGUAUAAUCUUUCCCCCCCCCCCUUUCCCAAUCACCCACCCCCAGUUACAUGAGCUCCUAGGGAAUGAGAAGAGACUGUAGCUAAAGGAAAGAAUAUGGAUUUGCUGGGCUGCUACUGCCUGAACUUCCCAUGUUAGAGUGCAAGAAAAGUCUCAAAUGUCAAACCACCUGUGAAUCCCUUGUGUCCUCUGUCUUGUCUCUCAUGGUCUCAGUCCCUGUGGGCAAAUGUUUGCCCUGGAGUCAUAUUUUUGGAAUUGGUCUCCUGGGGAGGGAGUUUACUCUGUUCUAAACAGAGGUAGUAGACACACUGGGCACGGGGCAAGGUGAAUGCAUGCUAACCAGUGUUAGCAAUGCUCCACAGACUGGGUCCUGAGAGGGAAAUCCAGGCCUCUGCUUCCAUUUGGUUUCUGGCAGUUUGAUGUUUACUUGGUGUCCUUCAUGUACUUCAACUUUUACUUGUCCAUCGUUGGCAUGUGCUGCCCUUCCCUGUCAACUCCCUUCCCCAGGAGAUCUCAUUGUACAGUGCCCAUUCUUGUUCUCUCUCUCCGUGUUUGGAUGUACUGCUCUGUGUAACUCAGUGGGUCUCCCUCUUUCUGGUUUGUUUUUUUUUCUAGAUUCCUGCCGUUUGUUCAUCGUUGUGCCUAAAGCAUGUCGAUGUGGCGUUCAAGUACAUCGUCCAAAUCCUUGUCUCUUCAGCUUCUCUGAUGCUUGAACUCUCACCUUUGACCUUGUGUUGACUUUUGAUGCUGAUGUGUAUUUUUAUUAUGUUUGUUUCUUUUCUUUUUUUUUCUUUUUUU
Pseudopodoces humilis (Tibetan ground-tit) is the source of this 6641-nucleotide messenger RNA. NCBI's taxonomy places the organism in Eukaryota, Metazoa, Chordata, Aves, Passeriformes, Paridae. The record is from RefSeq and is a predicted model, not a curated record.